Messenger RNA from Paralichthys olivaceus (Japanese flounder), 6093 nucleotides. RefSeq names its product Janus kinase 1 (gene jak1). The record is from RefSeq and is a predicted model, not a curated record. Gene Ontology annotation, cellular component: cytosol; membrane; cytoskeleton. Lineage: Eukaryota; Metazoa; Chordata; Actinopteri; Pleuronectiformes; Paralichthyidae. Gene Ontology annotation, biological process: cytokine-mediated signaling pathway; intracellular signal transduction; growth hormone receptor signaling pathway via JAK-STAT. Gene Ontology annotation, molecular function: non-membrane spanning protein tyrosine kinase activity; ATP binding; growth hormone receptor binding.
CCGUCGUCCGCCCACGGCCCCUGCGCUGAUUUCGGGAAGGGGCCUUGACUUGUCUGGAAGCACGAACUCAGGAGGACGCGACUCCACUAUUCCCGCGGACCUAACCUCACUUUGUUCCUCCUCUGGACUCUGGAUGUUUUUCUCGGGUUUUUUUUUUUUAAUUUUUCUAUUCAAACAACCGACGAGCGACUGUUUAAAUCGGACCCGGAACUUUGGUCGAAGCGUCUGAUGCGCUGAACGAAACGGAAGUGACUUGCCAGCUGUCUGGCUAAUCUUGCUAGUGUCUGAAUGCCAACUUGGGGGGUAAUGGAGUUGAGCAGGCAACUCUGUGGAAAGAUGAGGAAGUCCAACAAGAGGGCUCAAAUCUCCUCUUCUCCUACUUCCUCUUGGGGCUUGGAGAUCCACUUUUACACACCAGAGCUCCAGCUUGAAUACUUCAAAGGAUGCUUCACUGUUGAGGAACUCUGUGUGGAUGCUGCCAAGAAAUGCUCAAUCUCUCCCUUGUGCCACAACCUAUUUGCUCUGUACAAUGAGGUGACAGGAAUAUGGUACCCUCCCAACUAUGAAUUCAAGGUCACAGAUGAAACCAGUAUCAAGUUGCAUUAUCGCAUGAGGUUUUAUUUCAGAAAUUGGCAUGGCACCACUGAGGGAGAGUCUCCAGUUUGGAGACACUGCAUCAGUAAACUCAAAGGAGAUAAAAAUAGCCCACAGAAAACGCCAGAGGGAACGCCCCUGCUCGACGCUGCAUCCCUGGACUACCUGUUCGCCCAGGGCCAGCAUGACUUCCAGAAAGGAUUAAUUCCACUGAGGACGUCCGAUUCAGAGGCAGAGCAACAUGAGAUAGAAAACGAGUGCUUAGGCAUGGCUGUGCUUGCCAUCACUCACUAUUCCAUGAACCCGGCCAUUGCUUCCAAUGAAAUCAGCUACAAACGUUUCAUCCCGGAGUCCCUGAACCGCAACAUCAAGCAGCGCAACAUUCUGACACGCAUCCGCAUCAACAACGUCUUCAAGAAAUUCCUCAGUGAAUUCAACCGCCGCACGGUCAAGGACAGCAACAUCACGGCGUACGACCUGAAGAUCAAGUACUUGGCCACACUGGAGGGCCUGACCAGCGGCCUUGGCAGCGAGCUGUUAGAGCCCAUCACGCUCAGUGUAACACGGGAAGGAGAUCUCAUCAGUGAAGGAAACAGUGUUUACUACAGCCAGAAACAGGGGCAGAACCAGAGCCGGAAUGUGGUGACGAGCCACAACAUGCAAGUUUUGGUGACUGGUACCACUGGCAUUUCCUGGAGAAACAAGCCUGCUAUGUCUGUGAUCUCCAAAGAAAAGGGUAAGUCAAAGAAGAACAAGCUGGAUGGAAAACAGAAAAACAACACAAAGAAAGAUGCAAAUGACGGCUGGGUGGUGUUCUGUGACUUCCACGAGAUCACGCACGCCGCCAUCAAAGAGUCAACAGUCACCAUCAAUCGACAGGACAACAAGAGGAUGGAAAUGCAAAUGGCUUCCCGGGCCGAGGCCCUGUCCUUUGCGGCCCUUGUAGAUGGUUACUUCAGGCUGACAGUUGACGCCCACCACCACCUGUGCAAGGAGGUGGCGCCUGCCUCAGUGGUGUACAACACCGAAAAUGGCUGCCAUGGACCCAUCAGUACGGAAUAUGCCAUCUACAAGCUGCGUCAAGAGGGCAACGAUGAGGGCACCUACAUACUGCGCUGGAGCUGCACUGACUACCAGUACAUGAUCAUCACUGUGGUCUGCAUUGAGAUCGACCCGAAGGAGUCUCGCCCCGUGCACCAGUACAAGAACUUUCAGAUUGAGGUGAUGCCUGAUGGGUACUGUCUGUACGGCACCGACACAUUGCGGUCCACUCUCAGGGAGCUACUGGAUCACCUGGAGGGCCAGAGUCUUCGCACAGACAACCUCCAGUUCCAGCUGCUCCGCUGCUGCCCCCCACAGCCUAGAGAGAUUUCUAACCUGCUGGUGGUCACUAAAGACAGAGCUCCGGCCCCGCAGAAAUCCAUGCAGGAGAGUCAGCUCAGCUUCAUUCGAAUUCUAAAGGAGGAGAUUGAACAGGAGGAGCACCUCGGCCGUGGCACCCGGACCAACAUCUACUCGGGCACACUGCGGGUGAAGAGUGAGGAGGAUGAGGACGCAGGCUACUCAUCCUUCCAGGAUGUCAAGGUUGUCCUGAAGGUGCUGGGUUCUGGACACAGGGACAUCUCAUUGGCCUUCUUUGAAACAGCCAGCAUGAUGCGACAAGUGUCCCAUAAACACAUCGUGCUACUGUAUGGAGUGUGUGUUCGCCACCUGGAAAAUAUCAUGGUGGAGGAAGUUGUGCAACUCGGACCACUGGAUCUGUUUAUGAAGAGACAGCAGAUUCAGCUCAACACCCCAUGGAAGUUCCAGGUGGCCAAGCAGCUGGCCUCUGCUCUCAGCUACUUGGAGGACAAAAAGCUGAUCCAUGGUUUUGUGUGCGCUAAGAACAUCUUGUUGGCCAGAGAUGGACUAGGUGCUGAUGAGGGAGGCCCCUUUAUCAAGCUCAGCGACCCAGGAAUACCAAUCACAGUGCUCACCAGAGAGGAGUGUGUGCAUCGUAUCCCGUGGAUCGCUCCGGAGUGUGUGAAGAACCCCUCUGCCCUGAGUAUCGCAGCUGACAAGUGGGGCUUUGGUACCACACUGUGGGAGAUCUGCUAUGAUGGAGACGUUCCCCUGCAAGAGAAGAAACUUACAGAGAAGGAGAGGUUUUAUGAAACCGAGUACCAGCUGCCCACCCCGGACUGCAUAGAGCUGGCUGAACUGAUGCUGCGUUGUAUGAACUACGACCCCAAGAAGAGACCUUUCUUCAGGGCUAUUGUCAGAGACAUUGACAUGCUGGAAAAAAAAAAACCAUCGUUCAUACCCAAACCUGUACCUGAGGUGGACCCAACGGUGUUUGAAAAGAGAUUCCUGAAGAAGAUCCGAGACCUUGGAGAGGGCCACUUUGGUAAGGUGGAGCUGUGUCGCUAUGAUCCUCGGGGAGAUAAAACUGGCGAGCUGGUGGCGGUGAAGUCACUGAAGCCCGAGAACCGGGACGAGCAGAGCAGCAGCCUCUCGACAGAGAUCAACAUCCUGAAGGCUCUCUACCAUGAAAACAUUGUCAAAUACAAGGGCAUUUGCCAAGAGGAAGGGGGUCACGCCAUUAAGCUGAUCAUGGAGUAUCUUCCACUGGGCAGUUUGAAGGAGUAUCUGCCCAGAAACAAAAGCAAGACCAGCCUCAGCACCCUGCUCAGCUACUCCAUCCAGAUAUGCCAGGGAAUGGAAUAUUUGGGAUCUCAGAAUUACAUCCACCGAGACUUGGCUGCCCGAAAUGUGCUGGUGGAGAACGAGAGGACAGUAAAGAUCGGAGACUUCGGCCUCACCAAGAGCAUCAAGAACAAUGAGGGAUAUUACACCGUCAAGGACGACCAUGACAGUCCAGUUUUCUGGUACGCUCCGGAGUGUCUGACUCUCUGUAAGUUCUACCUUGCCUCAGAUGUUUGGUCCUUCGGGGUGACGAUGUAUGAACUCAUCUCUUAUUGUGACUCCACCAAGAGCCCGAUGACGCUCUUCUGCGGUAUGAUUGGUCGAACUCAGGGACAGAUGACCGUCAUCCGACUGGUGAAGGUGUUGCAAGAAGGCAGGAGGUUGCCAUGCCCUGAGAGCUGCCCUGAGCAUGUGUACGAGCUGAUGCGCAAGUGCUGGGAGCAGUCGCCCGACCGGAGGAUCACCUUCAAGUGCCUGAUCGAGGAGCUGAGCAACAUGCUGCAGGACCUCCAACCGCAAAACAACUUCUGAAUCUCACGUCCUGUUUGAGGUCCCGGGAGUCACGGGGACUUUUGCAUGCAGGCUUGGGAAGAGAUGCAACCGACAAAACUGGUCACAGAUCAGCAUCUGCUUGUGCAAUUUCACUUUACCCAGAGACGGAGUCAGUGCUUCACGCAAAGUCGCGCUUCUUCACAUAUACCCAUAACUAUCAUUUUAGUCAUAUAUAUUUUUUAACAUUUUCAUUGGAUGGUCUCUUAUUCUUGUAUUUUCAUUUGAUUAUAGUGGAUGAAACAAGUUAUUACUCGUUGCUAAAUGUGACCUUAUAGCUUCCAAAAGGAGUUUCAAGUAUAUCUUACACAUUUAACUGUCUGCAUUGUGAGAAACUCACGUCGACCUGUCACUUAUAUAUAUUCUAUGAGCUCGGGCAGCGUUGAUCACUCUCACUGAUGGAGGAUGGAAAGAAGGAACUUGAGCAGAGAGAGGAACAGUUUCAAUGCUCACUAUUACAUUACUUUUGACUUGUGCGACUGUAGAUGGAAGCCUGAGUGGAUCACUGAUGAACUGGUUGAGAAAAAAUGCUGGAAUGGACAAGAAAGAAAACUGAAGAUGGUUUUUUUUCAGCAUUUUGUUUGUUUCAUGGACUCUUUUUGUUUCAGGAAAAGAAAAUCACCUGAAGUUUUUUUCUCAGAGCCAUGAAAGGGUCUGUGAUAAAUGUUUAGAUAUUCUGUGCAGAUGUGCUGAGCGAUCCUGCUUUGUUCUGUAAGACUCUUCAGGUGUCAGACUCUGACAGAGUAACCAAUGUGAAGAGAGUAUCUUGAGUUGUAGUCAUGUUUUAAAGCGGAUGUUUAAUCAUCAAUAUUCCGAUUAACCUUCUACAUUUUCUUUAUUUGUAAUAACGUCUGCCUUACUUGUGUUGAAGAUACCAAGAAAACUGUAUUUGCAGAGAAUCAGUUUUAAAAAAAGAAAAAUCAAAUCAUUUUUAUUUUACAUUAUGCCUAAUCGUACUAUUUAAUCAUACUUUUUUCUAAUAGCACUAUAAAUAGAAGUCUUCAGAUGUAGGAGGAUGAAUGUUAGAGGGAUUUGUAUUUUGAAACAGGUGGAACCUUAAAAAAAAAAAAAAAUUAUGCAUAUGGUUAUUUAAUUCUCAAACAUACAGCAUUUGUGUCGUUUAGGAGUGACAGAUUAAGAUAAGAAUCCCCCACUAGAGGGCAGUAUAACUUCACGUUUCUUCUCCACUACUUGUGUGUGUGUGUCUUGUGUUGCAAGAAUCAGAUCCAAUUGUCAAAAUCAGAGAUUAACCAGUGGCGAUUAUUAACAUGGCAUUUUAUUUUCCAGAGAAUUUUAUUUCUUUCAUAUGAUAUUUGUUCAUUUUAAUCCGUCAAAUUUUUGUUUUAAUCCUCCAAUAUGCCUAGAAAUGUAUAAAAGUGUAUUUUAAAUAUGUACAUGUUGUAAGCUUUGAGCAGAGGGGUAUGAAUCUGUUUUAAAUUCAUAAGUAUGUAGCUGUGAAAUGUCGCUCGGUCACAAAAUACAAAAAUGGUCAGUUCGGUUUAACACAACUCGUGACUUUUACUGUGAAUGUUGGCAAAAUGUAAAAACAACAAAAAGACACAAUUGCGCUUCAGUCCACAUUUUAUUUAGGAAUGUAAAAGACAAUUCCUUCUGCUCAAAAUAAGAGAAAAGAAAUAUAUUUUUCAAAAUAUAAGACAAAAUUAAGAAUUAUGGAAGGUAAAAGUAUCCAUAAAUACACAAUGAAAAAAUAAAUAAAAUCAGUGUUUGUUUUGUUCUCUCUGUGUCAGUCCAAAUGCAGUAUCAUUGUUAUCAUCACCAUUGUCAUUAUUAUUAUUAUUAUUAUUAUCAUCUACUGAAAACUCUGUUCGAUAUAUUACAGGUGUAAGCAGACAUGCUAAAAUUGCUCUAGAAAUACCUUAUUCAAAACAAUAUCAAUGUCAGUAUGAUAUAAAAUCUUUGCAAAAAAUCUACAGUAUAUUUCAGGUCAGAAAAAAAAACCCCCACGUACUUUAAAAGCAAAAAACUGUUACCAAAACGAGAAGCACGGCAAAUCUAGAUUUAUCUACAGCCAUUAAAAUGUGUCUGAAAACUCAGAUAUACUUCGGUAUUGCAAAGCUAUGUGUUCAACACACACACACACACCACAUGGAUUUGUCAUUCACUAUUGCAAAGUCCAGCCUCCCCGCCGACCUUAUGUAAUAUUAGUACUGGUCCAUAGGUGGCCAACUGACGCUUAGAGGUGACUCCGUUUACACAAGAAGAGAAAAAUCUGGAGUUGAACCUGAAGUGAUUCCACGACAUUUG